Arabidopsis arenosa is the source of this 2332-nucleotide messenger RNA. Lineage: Eukaryota; Viridiplantae; Streptophyta; Magnoliopsida; Brassicales; Brassicaceae. The record is from the annotation of a GenBank genome assembly.
UUCCACUGUAAUUAUCUUUUUCAGGUUUCUUUGCUGCUUUUGGGCUGUGUUGAGAACGGAUGAUUCCUUUUCUCAAGGAAGAAUUGGGAAUUGGGGAGGCUUGGUGUGUGUGUGUUUUGAUUACUGAUGUUUUCUGGUGGAGAGGGAAAGAAAUGGACUUGUCGGAAACCUGGUCUUGUAAGUCUACAAAAAGUGGUGGCAUCUUUGCUUCGGGAUCUGAGCCAGCCUUGUCUUUCACAAUCUGGGAUACAAGUUGUUUUAAAUAUCGGCAAAAUGCUUAAGCCUGAGAAAUGGCAGGCUUUUUUCGAUUGCGAUGGAAAGGUUUGUGGUUUCCACAAGGCGCUCAAAUUAAUUAUUUUGGGGGGAAUUGACCCAUCCAUAAGAGCUGAAGUUUGGGAAUUUCUCCUUGGCUGUUAUGCAUUGAGCAGCACCUCUGAGUAUCGUAGGCAACUCAGGGUAGCUCGAAGAGAACGAUACAAUGAGCUGCUCAAGCAAUGCCAGAUGAUGCAUUCUAGUGUGGGAACUGGUUCACUUGCCUAUGUUGUGGGAUCUAAAGUUAUGGAUAUGCGAAAAUCAUACAAAAAUGAGGUUGUAAAGGAAGCUAUAGAUGAAGGCAUAGAAGCUUGUUUAGAUGGUAAUGAGAACACUGAAGAUCACGGUGAUUGGAGUAAUAAUGACACCGACAAAUCUCCUGUGCACAGAAGGGGAAGCUCCAGUGAGUCAGUUGACCUAGUAAAUGGAAGAGAAAGUCCUGAUAGCACAGUAUAUGAAACUUCUCCUUUUGUACCCGCGUCCAGUCCAUAUGGGCAUGGCUUUCCUUCCCCUGGUCCAUUUGCAGAUGAUAUCUUUGACUUUCCCUCUCUACCGGUUACAGAUUUGUUUGGGAGGAGUAGUUUAGGCAAGAAAGGGAUUUCUACUCCAGAUGAAGAAACUUCAACGCAUAGUGACUUAAGAUCGGAGGAUGAGAGAAUGCACAGUUUUCGAAUUUACAAUAAUGCAGAUUUAGUUAUAGAACCGCAUGGGUCUUCUAAUAACAACGUAACUGUACAUCAUGAAUCUGUUGAAAAGUUGUCUCAUUCUGGCUGCACGUCAGAGAUUGUUGAUGGUUUGAGAAUAUCAGAUGUCCCUGAAACGCCGUCGGCAAGUGAGGCUCCUACUCGAGGUGGGUCUGUAAAGGAAGAUCGAGUGUCUGAAUGGCUUUGGACAUUGCACCGAAUAGUUGUUGACGUGGUAAGGACAGAUAGCCACCUUGAGUUCUACGAGGAUCCAGGAAAUCUAGGAAGAAUGUCAGAUAUCCUUGCGGUCUAUGCUUGGGUUGAUCCUGCAACUGGUUACUGCCAAGGAAUGAGCGAUUUAGUGUCUCCAUUUGUGUUUCUUUUUGAAGAUAAUGCUGACGCCUUUUGGUGCUUUGAAAUGCUCAUAAGAAGAACGCGUGCAAAUUUCCAGAUGGAGGGACCAACUGGAGUGAUGGAUCAAUUGCAAUCACUGUGGCGUAUAUUGCAACUUACAGAUAAAGAAAUGUUUUCACACCUAUCACGUAUUGGUGCUGAGAGCCUUCACUUUGCGUUCCGGAUGCUGUUAGUGUUGUUUCGACGAGAGUUGUCUUUUAACGAGGCUCUAAGGAUGUGGGAGAUGAUGUGGGCUGCUGAUUUUGAUGAGUCUUUUGCUGAAACUUUAGAGAAGGAUUGCUUGAAGCCGUUGGUUGUUCAGCUUCCAAAACGAUCUGGAGUUGAUAUGGGGGACCAUAAAAUAGAUGAUGGAAAUGGCACUACUACAUAUUGUGAACCAACUUCGAAGAGCGACCGAACUUCAAAGAACGGACCAUUGUCAAAGUGCAGUCUGUUGUCCAAGAGGGGUCUACUGCCAGAAAGUGGUCCAUUGCCAAAAACUGGUCCGCUGUCUGAUGAUACUGGGAUGAAGCCAGCAGGUUCAUCCAAUUUUUGUGGCUUGACAAGAAGUUUAUGGUCUAGGAAUGAAAGAACCCAUGUCUCUUCUGUAGUUUCAUCCUGUGGGAAAGGAGAUGACCCUCUUCCAGUCUUUUGUGUGGCAGCUAUUCUAAUCAUGAAUCGGCAUAAGAUCAUGAAAGAAACUCACUCGAUCGAUGACAUGAUAAAGAUUUUUAAUGACAAGCUGCUUGCAAUUAGAGUGAGAAGAUGCAUACGUACAGCCAUAAAACUUCGUAAGAAAUACUUGUACAAGGUUAGAUGCUCAACAAGUUGAUUCUUCUGUUUAUUUUUUCGAAAUUCUUUGAUAGUGAUUGAAAUUUUAUAUCUCAAAGCAUUCAUUUAUUAGCGUAUCCUUAUAUAUUUAGGGAUAAAGUAUACACAUAACU